UUCUUAGUACAUUUAAUACCCCUUACGAUGAGAUAACCUUUAAUAACGUUCUAAAGCUACGUGUGGAAAGUUAUUUCACAUGCAUGCAUGCUCUUGUUAGGAAGAAAUGUUUGAAUUUUAUAUUGCACAAAAUAAACAUUGCUUACAUUACUUUUGAAACAAUUUUGUAAAAAACUGAAUUUCACCAUAUUUAUAUACGCAGAGCGUAAAAUACUUUGAUUUCAUAGGCAUAUUUAAUAAAUUAAAUUAAUAUGACCGCCAAACAAAUUUUUUCAUUAGUUUUCGUUAGAAACACAACCAACAUCCUACUAGGUUUUAAAAAACGAGGAUUUGGGCAAGAUAAGUGGAAUGGUUUUGGCGGCAAGGUAGAACCAGGAGAAACAAUUGUUCAAGGAGCCAUACGUGAAUUGAAAGAAGAAUGCGGCUUAUCUACACAAGAUUUAAAGAGAGUUGGUAUUUUAGAAUUUGAGUUUGAAGGAAAUGACAGCUUAUUAGAAGUUCAUGUCUUUGAGACAUAUAACUAUCAGGAAAAAGAAACAGAAUCUGAAGAAAUGCGACCAAAGUGGUUUAACUUGAAAGACAUUCCUUUCAAACAAAUGUGGCCGGAUGAUGAAUAUUGGUUCCCUUACAUGUUAAGAGGGGAAUUAUUCAAAGGAUACUUUUUGUACCGUGGUCAGGACCUAAUUAUUAAGCAUAAUAUUGAAACUUUGAAAGAAUUACCAGCAAUGGAUGUUCCUUAACUACAUUCAUUAACAAUCACAGGUUUCAUUCACAACUUUUAUACAUUCAUUUACAUGUUAAUAAUUUCAAUUAUUAAAAGCUCUACUUUCACAUUUUUAUAAUUAUAAUAAAAUUUG
Osmia lignaria (orchard mason bee) is the source of this 857-nucleotide messenger RNA. Its product is annotated as oxidized purine nucleoside triphosphate hydrolase. Lineage: Eukaryota; Metazoa; Arthropoda; Insecta; Hymenoptera; Megachilidae. Gene Ontology annotation, molecular function: 8-oxo-7,8-dihydroguanosine triphosphate pyrophosphatase activity. The record is from RefSeq and is a predicted model, not a curated record. Gene Ontology annotation, cellular component: cytoplasm. Gene Ontology annotation, biological process: DNA protection.